AGCGUCCGUAGUUUCAGUUCCCAGCAACUGGUGGCAGCAGGUUGGCAUUUAAGAUGGCAGGGACAGCUCGCCACGAUCGAGAGAUGGCAAUCCAGGCCAAGAAAAAGCUCACCACGGCCACCGACCCCAUUGAAAGACUCCGACUGCAGUGCCUGGCCAGGGGCUCUGCAGGCAUCAAAGGACUUGGCAGAGUGUUUCGAAUUAUGGAUGACAAUAAUAACCGAACCCUUGACUUCAAAGAAUUUGUGAAAGGGCUAAAUGAUUAUGCCGUGGUCAUGGAAAAGGAAGAGGCAGAAGAGCUCUUCCGGAGGUUUGAUAAAGAUGGAAAUGGAACAAUAGACUUCAAUGAAUUUCUUCUUACAUUAAGACCUCCAAUGUCUAGAGCCAGAAAAGAGGUAAUUAUGCAAGCUUUUAGGAAGUUAGACAAGACUGGAGACGGAGUUAUAACAAUUGAAGAUCUUCGUGAGGUAUAUAACGCAAAACACCACCCUAAGUAUCAGAAUGGAGAAUGGACCGAGGAACAAGUAUUCAGGAAAUUUCUGGAUAACUUUGAUUCACCCUAUGACAAAGACGGAUUGGUGACCCCCGAGGAGUUUAUGAACUACUAUGCAGGGGUGAGCGCGUCCAUUGACACCGAUGUGUAUUUCAUUGUCAUGAUGAGAACUGCCUGGAAGCUCUAAAUGUAGGACCCCGGGACCGGGGCCUUGGGUAAAGCCACAUGGCUCCAAAUGGUUAAACAUCAGCCCCAGACCAGAAUCACAUUUGAUUUCAUGUUCACCCCAGCGUUUCUUUCGUGUUGACACACUACAUUUUCUAGGGCAGAAAUGACAGUAUGUACUUCACUUCUCUGAAGCUGUUUCCUUAGCUCUACUAGAGGAAUUAAAUAAAAUAAGAU
Molecule: messenger RNA, 895 nt
Organism: Odobenus rosmarus divergens (Pacific walrus)
Lineage: Eukaryota; Metazoa; Chordata; Mammalia; Carnivora; Odobenidae
Gene: CAPSL
Product: calcyphosine-like
Exons: 5
Coding region: 54-680 (208 amino acids)
Molecular function (GO): calcium ion binding
Source: RefSeq, a predicted model, not a curated record